This is a messenger RNA of Microthlaspi erraticum, 2463 nucleotides long. The record is from the annotation of a GenBank genome assembly. NCBI's taxonomy places the organism in Eukaryota, Viridiplantae, Streptophyta, Magnoliopsida, Brassicales, Brassicaceae.
AUGGAAAUGUCUGUGUUGAAAGUUCUUCUCGAGAGUAUCUCGUCGUUUCUAAAUUUGUCAUCUUCUAGACAUAUCGAUUUAGACCCGUUUGAGAAGUAUUAUAAGAGAGUUGAAGAAUUGCUGAGAGUGUUGAAGCCAAUAGCAGAUGCUGUUGUUACCUCCGAUCUCGUUUUGGAUGAGAAACUUUGUAAAGCAUUUGAAGAAUUGACUCAGGAUGUUGAUCAGUCCAUUGACCUUUUCAGAAGUUGGCAAGCAUUCUCCAGUAAAGUUUACUUUGUCCUUCAAAUUGAAUCUUUGAUACCAAAGAUGCGAGACACUAUUGUGGAUACUUUCGAGUUUCUGAAGUCUUCUCAGAACGACCUACCUGAUGAGCUGAGCCCAGCUUCCCUUGAGAUCUGUCUAGAGAAGGUUAGGCAUCUUAGCUAUGAAGAAAUAUCUUCUGUCAUUGAUGGUGCACUGAGGGAUCAGAGAGAUGGUGUUGGACCCAGCCCAGAGAUAUUGGUGGAAAUUGGAGAGAACACAGGGCUGAGAUCAAACCAGGAGAUUCUGAUUGAAGCUGUUGCUCUGGAGAGGCAGAAAGAGAUUGCUGAGCAGUCUGAGAACAAUGCAGAAGUCGAGUUCCUUGACCAACUGAUUGUUAUCGUAAACCUCAUGCACGAACGCCUUCUUCUGAUCAAACAGACUCAGACGUCCAGUGUCUCCAUUCUUGCCGACUUCUUUUGCCCUCUGUCGCUUGAAGUAAUGACUGAUCCAGUGAUUGUGUCAUCAGGACAAACAUAUGAGAAGGCGUUCAUCAAGAGAUGGAUUGAUUUAGGGUUGAAAGUUUGUCCCAAGACUCGACAGUCUCUCACUCACACGACUCUAAUACCCAAUUACACCGUGAAGGCCUUAAUCGCCAACUGGUGUGAGUCGAACGAUGUCAAGCUCCCUGAUCCCAAUAAAUCAACGAGUUUAAACGAGCUAUCUCCUCUCUUGUCAUGUACAGACUCCAUUCCAAGCACAGCUGCUGGUGUUUCUACUCAUAGAGUUAGCAACAAGUCAAAUGAUUGGGAUGCUUCUCCCUCAUUGUCAAGCCGAGGAAUUGAAAGAGAAGGUGCUUCUCCUUCACGUUCUUCACCAGGUAUAUCUGGAAAUGGGUACGGUUUGGAUGCCAGAAGGAUAUCACUGGAUGACCAUGAAGACAGAUCGAACGAUUCUCGAGAAGCCAAGGCAGAUGCACCGAGUAGGUCAUCUGUAUCUUCAACUACACGAGGCUCGGUGGAGAAUGGACAAACAUCUGAGAGCCACCAUCAUAGGUCUCCUUCUGGUGCUAGCUCUGUUUCCAACGAGGAGUUUCCAAGAGCAGAUGCGAACGAGAAUUCAGAAGAAUCAGCUCAUGUUACACCUUACAGCAGUGAUGCUUCAGGGGAAAUUAGACCCGGGCCUCUCGCUGCAACCACUUCAGCAGGUACCCGGCGAGAUUUGCCAGACUUCUCCCCAAACUUUAUGGACAGACGUAAUAACAACCGUGGUCAGUUUUGGCGACGUCCAUCAGAGAGGCUUGGUUCAAGGAUUGUCUCAGCGCCUUCGAAUGAGACAAGGCGUGAUCUUUCAGAGGUGGAAAACCAAGUCAAGAAGCUGGUGGAGGAGUUGAAAAGCAGCUCACUGGAUGUUCAGAGACAAGCAGUCACAGAGCUAAGGCUCCUAGCAAAGCAUAACAUGGAUAAUCGGAUAGUGAUAGGGAACUCUGGAGCUAUCGUCUUGUUAGUGGAAUUGCUUUACUCAAACGACUCAGCUAUUCAAGAACACGCUGUCACCGCUCUUCUCAACUUGUCUAUUAACGACAACAACAAGAGUUUGAUCGCUGAUGCUGGUGCCAUCGAGCCGCUCAUUCACGUGCUUCAAAACGGUAGCUCUGAGGCAAAGGAGAAUGCAGCUGCUACACUCUUCAGCCUCUCUGUGAUAGAAGAAAACAAGAUCAAGAUCGGUCAGUCUGGUGCGAUAGGACCUCUUGUGGAUCUGCUUGGUAACGGUACACCUCGGGGUAAGAAAGACGCUGCGACUGCGUUGUUUAACCUAUCGAUACAUCAAGAAAACAAGGCGACGAUCGUGCAGUCCGGAGCUGUGAGGUAUCUUAUUGAUCUGAUGGAUCCAGCAGCUGGGAUGGUGGAUAAAGCGGUUGCUGUUUUGGCAAAUCUUGCUACGAUCCCGGAAGGGAGAAACGCGAUUGGUCAAGAAGGCGGGAUCGCUCUUCUUGUUGAGGUCGUUGAGUUGGGUUCGGCUAGAGGGAAAGAAAACGCUGCUGCAGCUCUUCUUCAGCUUUCGACUAACAGUGGUCGGUUCUGCAACAUGGUUCUUCAAGAAGGAGCUGUUCCUCCUCUAGUCGCUCUCUCGCAGUCUGGUACUCCUAGAGCUAGAGAAAAGGCACAGGCAUUGCUAAGUUACUUCAGGAACCAAAGGCAUGGAAAUGCUGGACGUGGCUGA